This is a messenger RNA of Pochonia chlamydosporia 170, 1575 nucleotides long. RefSeq names its product precorrin 3B synthase CobZ. The coding region runs from base 1 to 1575 and encodes 524 amino acids. The record is from RefSeq and is a predicted model, not a curated record. Lineage: Eukaryota; Fungi; Ascomycota; Sordariomycetes; Hypocreales; Clavicipitaceae. The transcript has a single exon.
AUGACUAGCGGGGCAAACGAUUCCGUUCCUUCAGAAUGCGACGUCCUCGUUGUCGGCAGCGGCAAUGCCGGCCUCUCAGCUGCUAUAGCUGCCAGGCAAGCGGGAGCAGGGAGUGUUGUGCUCAUUGACAAAUGCCCAGAGUCAUGGGCAGGAGGCAACUCAUACUUCACCGCGGGAGCUUACCGAACCGUACACGAGGGUUUGAAAGACAUUCUGCCACUGGUAAACAAUGUAUCGGACGAACAGGCGGAAAACAUCAUACUGGAACCAUAUACCGCUGACCACUUCACGGAGGACCUCAACCGUGUGUGCAUGGGACGAAGUGACCCACGACUAGCAAGAACUCUCAUAUCUGAAUCUAAUGACGCGGUUAAAUGGCUGGCUGACUUGGGAGUGAAAUUCCAUUUGUCUUUUAACAGACAAGCGUAUGAGAUUGAUGGAAAGAUCAAGUUCUGGGGUGGCUUGUGUCUGAAGACCGCCGACGGGGGGAAGAGCCUCAUCCAAGAUCUCCGACAGGCCGCGCAGGAUGCCGGCGUGCAAACCAUUUGGUCAACCUCUUUCCAGGAAGUGAAAAGUGAAAGUGACACGGGCAUACUCAAUGUUUCGAUAUGCGGCAAGACGUGGCGAGCCAUAUCCACAAAGGCCGUCAUAUUUGCAGCCGGUGGGUUCGAGGCCAAUCCUCGCAUGAGAGCUGCGUAUCUGGGCCCAGGAUGGGACAUGGCCAUGGUACGUGGAACGCCUUACAACACAGGAGAAUGCCUGGAACACUGCAUUGCAUGCUGUGAUGCGACAGCAGCGGGCAACUGGUCGGGCUGCCAUUCCGUGGCAUGGGAUGCCAAUGCCGACCCGAACUGCGGCGACCGCGAAGCGUCCAAUGAGUUUACAAAAUCAGGAUAUCCGCUUGGUCUUAUGAUCAAUGUCGACGGAAAGCGGUUUGUAGACGAAGGAGUGGACAUGCGCAACUUCACGUACGCCAAGUUCGGCCGGGCAAUUCUCGAGCAACCAGACCACUUGGCAUUUCAGAUAUUCGAUGCGCGAACAACACCCUGGCUGCGGUCAGAGGAGUAUCGGCCAGAGCGGGUCGAGCAUAUUAAAGCUCAAUCUAUCGAGGAGCUAGCUGAAAAGUGUGUCUCAGGUGGUCUUCGCAACAAAUAUGCCUUUAUCAAUACAGUCACGGAGUACAACGAAGCCGUGCUGGCUCACCGUCGUGAGAAUCCAUCUGUGAAGUGGGAUCCAUCCGUAAAGGACGGUCUUUCGACGCAAUCAGCCAGUACGAAACUCGAGCUUCCCAAAUCCAAUUGGGCGUUGCCGCUGGACAAAGGGCCGUUCUUGGCAGUCAAAGUCAGCGCAGGAAUCACAUUCACGUUUGGCGGGCUGAAGGUUGAUCCUGACACGGCGCAAAUACUACGUUCAUCCAAUGGGUCCCCAAGUCCCGGAUUGUACUGUGUCGGCGAAAUGAUGGGUGGAUUAUUUUACAAGAAUUAUCCGGGUGGGAGCGGACUGACUUCGGGGACUGUGUUUGGGAGACGGGCUGGGACGGCGGCGGCGCAAUAUGUUAACUCGUUUUACGGGUAG